This is a messenger RNA of Pimephales promelas (fathead minnow), 1028 nucleotides long. NCBI's taxonomy places the organism in Eukaryota, Metazoa, Chordata, Actinopteri, Cypriniformes, Leuciscidae. The record is from RefSeq and is a predicted model, not a curated record.
AGUAUUCUUUUCUGAUCUGAGUGGCAUUACCAGCUUUUUUACCCGGUCACCAAAACGCACUACUAUUCUCGACGAGAUUGUUGCACGAAGGCUACCAAGAGCCUCAUCCACAAGAUGGAACUUUAAUAGCAGAAUCGUGAACACUGUAUGCGAGAACCUAGAUGACCUUAUUGAGUGUUUCAGCUGUAUUGCGACUGACAGCUCCUUUGAUAGCAACACGGUGAGGGAGGCAUCUGGCUUUCUGAGGAUGCUGCAAGAUGAAGACUUUCAGUUUUUUUCUGCAUCUGUUUCAUCAAAUCAUGCCUCACGUUGACGUGAUGUACCAGCAGCUGCAGAAGAAGAACAUUGAUGCAGUCUUCAUCAAACAAGCCCUCCAGAACUUCACAAUGAAAGUGCAGUCCAUCAGGGACCAGAGCUCAUUUCAGGAGCAAGUAGUAACAGGAACAACAAGAUCUAGGAGGGGCUUGGGAGCAGACGACAAGCAGAGGCUGUCUAAAGAGGUCUGCGACACAAUCUUGAUCCACACCAAAGAAAGGUUUGCCUUUACCGACCACCUUGUAAGUGCCACGCUGCUACAAGGAGAGCUGUUUCAACAGCAUGGCCAUACAUUCCCUGUUGAGGCUCUGAACAUCACUGUCAGGGCAUACCCGAUGUUAAAUAAAGCGAAGCUGAAGACUGAACUGUCUCUCAUUUAUGAGAGUCCAGAAUUCAAGGGCUGCUCUGGUGCACUGGCGCUGUACCAGGUUUUGCUGAAGUACAACCUCCAGGAUACUUUUACAGAGACUGUUGCUCUAUUGAACAUCCUAAUAACCACUCCUAUGACAACUGCUGAAGCUGAGAGGUGUUUCUCAACCUUAAAGAGAAUCAAGACAUUCCUGAGAAAUGUAAUGGGACAGGAAUGUCUGAAUGCACUGGCUAUGCUUUCGAUGGAGAGGGAUCUAGUCAGGAACAUGCCUGCUUUCAAUGAGAAAGUAAUUGAUCACUUUGCUACAUUGAAAGAGAGAAGAGCAAAAUUUCAGUAUAAGUAA